AUGUUUUAUUUUGAAAAGCCUCAGCGGAAGUGCUUAUUUGACGCUGUGAGAUUUGAGCUCCUCUCCGCUGAGUGUUUUCCUCUCCUCCUGCUCAGUUUGAGAAGAUAUAAAGAGACUUCAGGACCCUGAGGUGUAACGAUGAUCUGCAUACUCCUUGUGGCUGGACACGGGACCGUGUUAGAGACUCAGAUCAAGAAUGAUGACACAGGAUUAUACAGCCACCUGGCCGGGGUACCAAAGGCUUUACUUCCUGGCAUUGGAGGAAAGAAGAUCCUGGACUUUUGGUGGGAGACUGUCAACAUGCGGCAGCUGUUCACAGAGGUGUAUCUGGUCACAAACGCAGACAAGUAUAAGUACUUUGAGCGCUGGGCCACAGCGAACGACUUCCCCGUGGAGAACGUGGUGAAUGAUGGCAGCACUACUUUGGAGGACCGACUCGGGGCCGUGGCCGACCUGCAGCUGGCCAUACGCAGCCGAAGGCUUCAGGACGACAUUAUGGUGAUCGCAGGAGACAUGCUGUGUGCAGACCAGAACUUCGACAUUGCUCAGGUGAUCCGGUUCUUCAGAUCUCAGCCUGGAGAGCUGAUCAUUUACUACGAGCUGGAGGAGAGUGAGAAAAGCAGCUCCAGAGGCAUCGUGGAGGUCUGCCCUGAGACCCACAGGAUUACCCGCUUCGUGGAGAAACCUCAGGAUGGGCUGACGGCGUCCCGGCUGGCCAGCGUGGUGUUUUACUGCAUCAGGAGCAACACACUGUCCUACCUGUCUGACUUCCUCAACCUGCAGCCUCGAGCCAGGGACAGGACCUUCGGACAGCUCUGGGAGUGGCUCAUUAAUGAGAAACAGCUGGACGUGUUCGGGAUGAAGCUUCCCACCGGCUUCCAGCUCAUCGGACAAGUGGGUCUGUCAGACUACACAAAGUGGCUCACCCACUACUCCACCAAGCAGCAGGACAACCCCGCCAAACCGAUCACAUGCCGAUCAUACGCUCGGGUGGGACUGAUGGGAAAUCCCUCCGAUGGCUUCAACGGGAAAACCAUCGCCAUGUCCAUCUCCAACUUUUGGGCUGAGGUCACUCUGGUGGAGAGCCAGACUCUGGUUCUGGUCCCUCAUCCUCUCAACGACCCCACAGAGUUUGGAAGCUUGCAGGAUCUGUUCUGCAUCAGCAGGAAGGAAGGGUACCUGGGAGGUCUACGUCUGCUGCAGGCCACCUGCAAGAAGUUCUACCAGUUCUGCUCCAAACAAGGUAUUGCUCUGACGAAGCAGAACUUCACGCUGAAGUACGACACCAACAUCCCUCGUCAAGUGGGCCUCGCUGGAAGCAGCGCCAUCGUCUCAGCCACCCUGAAGUGUCUGAUGAAGUUCUACAACAUCACGGACAAUGAUCUCCCAAAGCCGAUCCGAGCUAACUUCAUCCUGAACGUGGAGACGGAUGAGCUUUUCAUCACUGCUGGCCUGCAGGACAGAGUCGUUCAGGUCUAUGAAGGAUUAGUCUACAUGGAUUUCAGCAAGAAACUGAUGGAGGAGCAGGGAUACGGAGACUAUGUUUUAAUGGACAUGAGCGAGCUCCCGGCCUUCUGGUUGGCUUACCUGAGCGACCCCAGCGACUCCGGACGCAUCCACAGCAACAUCAGACAGCGCUGGCUCAACGGAGAGCCUCUGGUGGUUGAAGCAAUGAAGACUUUUGCUGAUCUCACAGAUCAAGCCAGGACGGCUCUACGGGACAAAGACUGGAGCCGCCUGGCACAGCUGAUGGAUCAGAACUUUGAGCUGAGGAGGUCCGUGUACAGUGAUGACUGUCUGGGUCCUGGGAACCUGAAGAUGGCUCAGCUGGCGAGGCAGUUUGGCUCAGCGGUGAAGUUACCGGGCAGCGGAGGAGCCGUGGUGGGUCUGUGUCUGGAUAAUGACAGAUUGGUGGAGAUGAGGCAAGCUUUCCAGGAGGCAGGUUGUGUGUUCUGUGUCAUCACGCCGUACAUCCCAUCUGCCAGCACGGUCAGCGGCCAACACUGACUUCACAUCUCUGCAGGACCCGGUCAGGCUACUCGAGGACACGAGGACGAUCCACAAAGACUCUCAGGGUCAUCACAGAAGUUAAAACUACAGAGGACCUCAAAGUGAAGAGUGAUGUGAAAUCAUGAAGGAGGCAUAAAAACUAUCAGGUUUGCUGCAGGAAUGAAAGUUAAAACAUGAUUUAGCCAAAUAAUGUGAAGUCUAAAACACAAGGGUCUAUACAUUUCAGUGAUCUGCUGCAGAUUAUAAAAGAUUAAGGACAUUUUAGUCCUGUGAAUACGUAUCAAGAUUUUAUAAUUUAUCAUUUAUAACAAUCUUAAAACAUUUUUAACAAGUAAUUGUGUAGUUUAUAUAGAUGUUAACCUUCCUGUGUUGUAUAAUGAGUCCACACAAUUCAAUUGUUUGUUCAAGAUUCAGGACGUUUAUAAUCUUGUGAGGUGUAACGUACCAAAACUGUGCAAUUUACAUUUCAUAAUAAUACAAAAUUACAUUUUUAACAAUUAUUGUAUAAUUUAUAUAUACUAAUUGUUUUGUAUGAUUCAUGUAUUUUUUUAUUUAAACACACAUUUUAAAUCUUUUUA
Messenger RNA from Notolabrus celidotus (New Zealand spotty), 2588 nucleotides. RefSeq names its product glucuronokinase with putative uridyl pyrophosphorylase (gene gkup). The record is from RefSeq and is a predicted model, not a curated record. Bases 139 to 2007 code for a protein of 622 amino acids. The transcript is spliced from 23 exons. NCBI's taxonomy places the organism in Eukaryota, Metazoa, Chordata, Actinopteri, Labriformes, Labridae. Gene Ontology annotation, molecular function: glucuronokinase activity; ATP binding. Gene Ontology annotation, biological process: biosynthetic process.